Messenger RNA from Aegilops tauschii subsp. strangulata, 1263 nucleotides. The record is from RefSeq and is a predicted model, not a curated record. Lineage: Eukaryota; Viridiplantae; Streptophyta; Magnoliopsida; Poales; Poaceae.
GAUUCGUUUUGCAGUUCGAAAUGGCGAUUUGGUAAAGAUUAUACUCCCAAUCAUGGUUUGCGUGUUGAUACUUGCAUGCAUAGCCCUUGGGAUAUGCAAAUACAAAGGUAAAGUAAAAAAUGUCUCUCAUUUCAAAACUGUACUUCAUUGUUCUGAGUGUUAAUAACAAACUAUUGAUCUUUAGCAAGCAAACAAAAGAAGACGGAAAUCCACAAUGGACCAAUGAUAGGAUACCUUAGCUCAUCUAAUGAAAUUGGAGGUGAACAUGUGGACUUUCCUUUUGUUACCUUUGAAGAUAUUGCCGCGGCAACAGAUAAUUUCUCGGACUCUAAACAAAUCGGAAGUGGUGGUUUUGGCAAAGUUUACAAGGGUAUUCUGCAAGUGAACACUGAAGUUGCUAUCAAACGACUUAUUAAGGGUUCUAGGCAAGGGAUGGAGGAGUUUAAAAAUGAGAUAAUUCUAAUUGUAAGAUUGCAGCACAAAAACCUUGUUAGACUUCUUGGUUGCUGUAUUCAUGGAGAUGAGAGGUUACUUAUCUAUGAAUACUUACCAAACAAAAGCCUGGAUGCCUUCCUUUUUGAUAGUACAAGACAAUCUGUGCUUGAUUGGCCCACACGCUUCCAAAUUAUUAAAGGGGUGGCGAGAGGUCUUCUUUACCUCCACCAAGAUUCAAGAUUAACUAUAAUUCACAGGGAUCUCAAACCAAGCAACAUCUUACUGGAUUCCGAAAUGGCUCCCAAAAUAUCAGAUUUCGGUAUGGCAAGGAUCUUUGGUGGAAACAAACAAGAAGCAAAAACUGCCCGGGUUGUUGGGACAUAUGGUUACAUGUCACCUGAAUAUGUUAUGGGAGGUGUCUUUUCUGUAAAAUCGGACACCUAUAGCUUCGGUGUUCUUCUCUUAGAGAUUGUAAGUGGCUUGAAGAUCACCUCAGCGCAACUGGUAGAGAACUUUGUGAGCCUGACAACUUAUGCAUGGAGACUGUGGGCAGAUGGAAAAUCAACAGAAUUGAUGCACUCUUCGUUUGCUGAGAGUAGUUCACUUCAUGAAGUUCUACGGUGUAUUCAAGUCGGUCUCCUGUGUGUUCAAGACCGUCCGGAUGAUAGGCCACUCAUGUCAUCAGUUACCUUUAUGUUAGAGAAUGACAGUGCAUUGCUCCCAGCACCAAAGCAGCCUACAUAUUUUGCUCUACAGAAUUUCGAAGCUGAAGAAUCAAGGGAAAACUCUGUGAGUACAGUGACCAUCACAACACUAGAGGGGCGUUAG